CUACGCAACUUCGAGAACGAUCAAUACUUUGGCUUCGUGGCCGUUGGAACUCCUCCGCAGACUUUCCGAGUGCUCUUCGAUACAGGUUCGAGUGAUGCCUGGCUACCGGAUCAGUCUUGUUCAACCUGCGGAAGUCACACUCGAUUUAAAAGACACCGAUCGAGAUCGUUUCGAGCCACGACUGACACGUUCUGGGGGAUCUACGGCAGUGGAGACUCAUACGGACUCGUCGGGGCAGACGUUUUCACCAUCGGAAAUUACUCGGUUCCAGACCUGGCCUUUGCUGUGAUCACCGAGGAAACGGGCGGUAUUUCGGCACUCGCCAACGAUGGGGUGAUUGGGCUCGCGUUCGCGGGCAUGAGCAAGAUCUCUCGCCCGACCAUCCUGGACACCAUCAAGAGCUCCAAUCCUGAGUUGAACCUUCAAUUUGCCUUCUACAUAGCGGGUGCCGCUCAAAAGGACGACUCCGAAUUCCACUUCGGAGGAUAUGAUCUCUCCGUCGCCGGGGAAAGAGCUGCACUGGCGAAGUUCCCGGUCCUGACCCUGCCGAGCGAUGUCGAUCCUCAACUAACCUACUGGACACUUGCCGUGAACGACUUCCACCUCGUCCACACCGCUGGCAUACGCAAGAGCUCGAACCUGUGCGAUCCAUUUUGCUACGCCAUCAUCGAUUCAGGCACCUCGUUCAUCUACGUGCCGCCGCAGCUGUACGACUCCGUGAUCACCGAGGUGGUUGCUGGUAAGGCUUGUGAUCUCGAGCAACUCACAUGCGCGAACACAGGGUACGAGUCUUUCCCGACACUCUCGUUCUCGUUCGGAUCGAUACACGACGGCAACUUCUUCCACCUGGGGCCUCGGAGCUACCUCAAUUGCUACCAAGACACCUGCGAUAUCGAACUGCUGAAUCAUGCCGACGACUGGUGGGUCCUUGGCGGCCGCUUCCUUCGGGAAUACUACACAGUGUUCGACUUUGACAGCAUGCAAGUGGGAAUUGCCUGCAGUGGG
Molecule: messenger RNA, 1005 nt
Organism: Phytophthora sojae
Lineage: Eukaryota; Oomycota; Peronosporomycetes; Peronosporales; Peronosporaceae
Product: pepsin-like aspartic protease A1
Exons: 6
Biological process (GO): proteolysis
Molecular function (GO): aspartic-type endopeptidase activity
Source: RefSeq, a predicted model, not a curated record